UCUGAUCACUCACUCGCUAGUGGAGCACCCACGCUAUUUGUUUUCUGCUAACAAUAAGCUUACUUUUUAUUUGUUGGUUUGUUUGAUUGGUUGCAGGGAGAACUUGUGAUUGUUGGAAGUUGAAAAGACGUGACUUCCCUGCUGCACCCAUUCACUUGUCAAGUUUGCUGUGGUGUCUUCAAACUUCAAAGUUGAAAGUGCAUGCAGAUGCAGAUGUAGGAUUUCCAAUAUCCAUGUUGACGCAAUAAUGAGGAUUAUCUUAUAUUCUUCUCAUUCGAAUUCGAUGAUUGCUGUUUGCUGCUAGAGGUUUGAGUCAACCUUGUGUUGGAAAGUCAACAAGGUGAAGUUGCAUUUAGUGGAGUAUUGAUGGAUUUUGUUAGCAGCUUUGCCGCUUCAAUUUCAAGAGACUUGGUCUGUGGAGCAGUAGACGAAUUACGCUAUCCUUGCUGCUUCCACGACCUUGUUGAGGGCCUUGAACAUGAAGACAAAAUGCUUGUGGACACAAAAAAGCGUGUCCAAGAACAUGUUCAUCACCAAAAGCGGCAACUGAAAAAGACUGAUGAACUAAUGCACAAAUGGCUCAACCAAGCUAACAACCUCUCAAAUGAUGUGGAUAAUUUACUCACAGAAACAAGGACAAACAAGAUUUAUUGUUUCGGGAAGUGUCCUAAUUUGUUUUGGCGAUAUCGCUUGGGGAAGAAGUUAGUAAAGAACAAAGGGGAUGUUAAAAAGUGUAUUGGAGAAGGCAGCAAGUAUACGCAGUUUGAACGGCUUGCUUCGCUUCCAGGCUUGAGAUACUUUUCUCCUGAAAGAUGUUUGAAGUUUGAGAGCACACAAUCUGCUUAUGAUCAACUCAUGCAGGCACUAAAUGAUGACACUGUUAACAUGGUCGGCAUGUAUGGGAUGCCAGGAUGUGGUAAAACUACAUUGGCAAUGGAAGUUGGGAGAAAGGCAAAAGAAGAGGGGCUUUUUGGGGAAGUAGUCUUUGUUCCUGUGUCUAGUGUUGUGGAAAUUCAAAGAAUCCAAGAAAAAAUUGCAAGUUGGCUACAGUUUGAUUUUCCUCAAAAAGAGGAAAUUCAAAGAGCACAAUGCUUGGACAAGUUCAUCGGAGAAAAUCAUGAGAAUGUUCUUUUGAUUUUGGAUGAUGUAUGGCAUAGGCUUGAUUUUGAAGCCAUAGGAAUUCCCUCCUUUAAGAACCACAGGGGAUGCAAAGUUCUCAUCACCACACGGUCUGAAGCAGUUUGUUCUCUGAAUGAUUGCCAAAAGAAGAUCCGAUUAAAGACCAUAGAACUUGAAGAAGCGUGGAAACUUUUCCAAACUCAAGCACAGAUAACUGAAGACACUUCUAAUGCCUUGAAGAAAUUGGCACAAGAAAUUUCAGAUAAAUGUGAAGGACUGCUUGUGGCAAUAGUAGCUAUAGCUAACACUUUGAAAGGCAAGGGUGAAGCAGAUUGGAAGGUUGCGUCAGAUAAUCUUAAAAGAUGUAAGCCUGUGAUCAUUGAGGGAGGUUUGCAAAAUCCUUAUAAGAUUCUGCGUGUCAGCUAUGAUAACUUGGACCCUGUAGAACAGUCACUUUUCUUGUUAUGUUCUGUAUUCCCUGAAGACUUUGAAAUUCCAGUUGAAGAUUUAAUCAGAAUUGCAAUAGGGGUGGGCCUAGUUGAAGAAGUUGUCACAUUUGAAGGGGCAAGAAACAAAGUAAUUGUAGCUAAGGAUAAGCUUUUAAGUUUCAGCUUAUUGUUAGAUGCUGUUGGAGUAAACUGUGUCAAAAUGCAUGACUUAGUUCGCGAUGUAGCCCGUUGGAUUGCACGCAAUGAUGGUAAGGCAAUUGAGUGUGUCAUGGAAAACAAUGCAAACUUGGUGGAUAGCACUCCGAUAAGAUAUCUGUGGUGCAAGCAAUUUCCAGUAGAGUUGGACUGUUCUAGUAUUGAAUUUUUAUGCAUAAAAACAGAUACGGAAGUAUCAGAAGGAAUUUUCAAAGGAAUUGCAAGUCUCAGAGUUUUGAUUCUUUGCUGGGAAGGCCAUCAGAGAAGAGAAUUCUCAACCAUGUCCCUCAAAUCACUGACAGACCUUCAUUCUCUAUUCCUAAGUGGGUGGGAAUUAUUUGACAUCUCGUUUGUGGGAGAUAUGAAAAAACUUGAAAGUCUUACAUUGCAUAAUUGUUCUCUCCCUGAAUUAAUUGAUGUUCUAGUCACACAAGUACCAAACCUGAGAUUGCUAGAUUUAUCAGGAUGUGAAAUGGAAGGGAAUCCAUUUGAGGUAACUGGAAAGCACCCGCGAAUUGAGGAACUGUACAUCAAUGAUGAUAGGCCAGAAUGGGAUUUGGAAGAUGAAGACCCUCCUGAAUUCUUCAGCAAGUUCAGUGUCCCCCAACCAUUGGAAAGGUAUCAAAUACGACUGGGCAAAUACUUUUCAAAAUAUCAACAAAAGUGUCUCAGUCAUGGCAGAACCUUAUUUCUUAGUUGUUUUGACACGUCUAAUGUGGCAGUCAGGAAUUUGGCCACGAAAGCAGAAAUUCUGUAUAUAGCAAAUAUUCGUGGAGAUGUCAAAAGUAUCAUCCCUGGCAUAUUUCAAAUUGAAGGAGGAGGAGGAGGUAUGAACCAUGGGUGGAUUGAGCUGCUGAUAAAAAAAUCAGAGAAUAUAGUGCAUUUGGUUGACACCGGCAAACAUUUGAAUGAAGUAGGUUCUCUUUUGUCCGAGUUGCGCAAGCUAACAAUCAAGCGGAUGAAGAAGCUAAGAUAUUUAUAUCAUGGUCAGCAUGGGAGUGGUCUUUUUGUGAAACUAGAGGAGCUGUAUAUAAAAAAGUGUCCACAAUUGCAAGGAACAUUAUUUGACUGGAAGCUGAACUUGUGCAGUCUAACGGCCUUGAAAUUGUUUGAGUGUAAAAAGCUGACAUCUGUCUUCACGCUUGCUGCAGCUCGUGUGAGCCACUUGGAAAUACUGGAAAUAUUGUACUGUGAUGGAAUCAAGCAUGUAUUAGAAGAUGAUGAGGAAAUUGAGUCAAGUAAUGAUGAUGAUGGCUGUUUAGUGUUCCAAAAGUUGAAACGGCUAUUAGUUAGAGGGUGUAAGAAGAUUGAAUACAUAAUCCCAGCCACAUUGGCUCAGGGCCUACUACAUUUGGAAUGCUUGGAAAUAGAAGAUAAUAAUGAGUUGAAACAUGUGUUUGGCCACUCCAAACAUGGAGCCCAGAAGAGCCAAAAUGCACUCAAGAUUGAUCUUCCACGUCUAGGAGAGCUUGCUCUUGUUAAGUUGCCAAACAUCAUUAGCAUUUGCCCAAGAAAUUGCCGUGCAACAUGGCAAUCACUACAUCAGGUAGCUUUGCGGAAUUGUCCUGGGUUUGUCAUUGAGUCUGCCAAUAAUUGCAUGGCUGAUUCCAAGAGAAGACAGGAUGACCGGAGUAUCAUUGAGAUAAAAGGCAAUGACUCAAGUUUAUAUGAGAUACGAAUGAAGGAGUGUGAGUUAAAAGCCGUACUUGAGGUGGCAGAACGAUUCAUUGAUAAGGAGCAAGAUCCAUUGAUGAAAUGUUUACAAAAGCUAGGCUGUAUAUACAAUGCUCUUAUACAAUCCAUGAAUCCCCAAAAUCUUGAGCAAAUGGUGGUAAGUGGAAACACUAAUGCAGGAGAGUUUCAAUACUUGCUAGAUUUUCAUUUGGAAUCUAAUCAAGUGGAAAAUUCCCCGCCAUCAGUUUCCAUUGUGAACUACAGAUUUGGACCAUUCAAUCUGUGCAAUCUCAAAAGUCUGAUAUUAAGAUCUUGUUUUAUGCUACGAACAUUGUUUGAACCAUCCACAGCUAUUAGCUUGACUUCAUUGGAAGAAUUGAUGAUAGCCGAUUGCCAUGAGUUGAAAUAUGUAGUAACUUCUGAAAUUGCUCAUGGAAAUAUAGAGGAAAUAACUCCAGAAGAUUACGAACCACAGAGUUAUGCUUCAAUGUUUCCAAGAUUGAAAAGGAUCAAUGUUAUGAAUUGUCGCUCAUUGGAAUAUAUACUGCAUGUAUCCUUUGCUCAAGGCCUAGUGGAGCUGCAAGAAGUCGAAAUACGACAUGCUCCUCAGUUGAGAUAUAUAUUUGGUGAAAAUAUUAACGAUCGUGUUCAUUCUUCUAAUGAUCAUCAAGAAAAUGUCCAAAUUGAGCUUCCUGCUUUGGAAAAAAUGGCACUCUUCGAUUUACCAAAUAUGACCAACAUUUGUUCGGGCAGUUAUUAUGCCACGUGCUCAUGUCUGCAACAGACUGUCAUGGAUAAUGUUGGGUUGUCUACCCUGUCUGUCAACAAUAGGAUGGUUCAUUCAGGAGCUACACAAUCACAGUCACAAAAAGGAAAAAACUCUUCACAUUCAAGUCGCAAUCGUGGUUCUGCAUUUGAUAAAACAAAUGGGAAAAUGUCAGGAUCUGAGUCUAUUUGGAACAACUCCGAAAUAGAAGGCAAUUUUCAUCUGGAUGAAGUUCCCAUCAACAGACAAGAAAUGACCUCAUGGUACAUAUGGAAGGGUGCCAAACACUUCGUGACCCUCCAAAAUGUUACUUUGCUAUAUAUUUUGGGUUGUCAAAAGCUGAAGGUCAUAUUCUCUCCCUGUGUAUUGAGAAGCCUACCUCAAUUGACGAUCCUAGUAGUAAUACAGUGUCGUGAAUUGGAGCAAAUCAUUGAGGAGGAUGAAAAUUACGAAGUUGCACCAAACCCUGAAUCCAAAAAAGUGUCCUUCUCAAAGCUAAAGUUACUUCUUAUCACUCAUUGCAACAAAUUGAAGCAUAUGUUCCAUCUUUCUGCAUCCCACGAGUUUCCACAACUAGAGUAUUUGAUCAUAAAACAAAAUCCCUGCCUUGAGCAAGUAUUUCGAGAAUGUGAACAAGUUGUGGGGGAUAGGAAUGGGAGGGUGGUCGAGGCUUUGCUUCCAGAACUGAAACAUGUAAUAUUAAUGCAACUGCCAAACUUAUAUAACAUCUCUCAAGGGAUAGAGUUUAACAAUCUGGAUAAUCUUCUUGUGCACAAUUGUCCAAAACUCACACUUACUUCCACAACUACUGCAGAGGAGAUGUUGCGAAGUUAUUAUCAUGACAACGUAAUUAAUUUCUUCGUGCUUAGUGAAUUACUCUGCAUAAAUGAUAUUAUAAAUAAAGAAACUGUUCAACAUCAACCAGCAUCUGAAAGCCGAGGCAGAGCCAAUGAAUCAGAUGAGAUUCUCACAUCAGGCAGAGAAAACAAAAGAGAGUUACAAUCAUUGGAGCAGAUUCCUCAAGCUGACUUGACACAGAGGGAAUUUGUCAAUGCUUCUAGGCUUGAAGACAAGGAGCAUAAGAGUGAGAACAUAAACAAAGAGGGAAGUUCUCAGAAUCCGUACCAUGAAAGGUGUGAGAGCAAGAAUCUAGAAGAAAAGGAGAUCUCUUAUGGACAAGAGCAUGAAGAACCUAAGAGAGAGGAGUUGAACAAAGAGGAUUUUAUUGAACCACGUUGUUCUUAUGUUCUUGACAGGCAGCACCAGGAGAAAGAGCAUUCUUGCAGUGUCUGUAUUACUCAAUGCUCUAACGAUACAUCCAUUGUAGAGGAGCUGAAUUCUUUAGUUGAAGCUGGUGAAUUGCGAGCUGAAUGUGUUGCAACUUUGAGCUCUUUCUUAACUGCUCAGCCUUCAAUGCGUCUCACCGUUGAUAACUCCUCUUUGAUUUUUAAAGGCUUUGCUUAUUCAUCACUUCACAGGCUUGUGUCUUUUCUAUCUACUCAACCUCUAGUGUCUCUUGUUGGCGACAAGCAUGCUGAAUUCUUGGAUCUCAUUCGCCUCGUUGGAUGUUUUCCUUUCAACAAAGGCUGGUUAAGUGAUUUGGAGGACAGGGUUGCCACUUCUUUGCCGGCUUCUUCCUUGUCAACCUUGGAUAAACUUUUUGCAGAUAAACAACAGGUUCUUUCUAAGUUGGAGCCGCUUCAGGAUAGAGUGAAUGCCCUCCACUCUGAACUUGCUGAAUUGUCCACUGAGAUGGAACCCUUGUUACGUUCUCUACAAGAAACAGAGGCUCAGGAAGCCAACAUUCUCGCCACCUUGAAUUAUCCAUUGUUUCAACUUUAAUCAUGUUGCUCUUUAAUUUGUUUGUUUGGAAUUGUUACUUUCUCUUCAAGAAACAGAGACUUUCUUUGUUUCAAGAGAAAGAGGGUCGAAAAUCUUUCUUGUUUCUUCCCGAUAAUGGGCAGAAGUGGGAGGGAAGUUGGCUUGGCUUUCUUUUUCACAAAAAUAUCCCUUCAAAUAUUGUGUCUUGGCUUGGCUUGGUUUGUUAUUGUUAUGCUACUAUAUUUUGUGGUUCCCUACCUAUGUGUUGAUGACAGAAGCUGCUACUCUAAUGACAGUCUUUAUUGAACCUGGGUUAUUAUUUAAGACAUGAUAAAUAUAGAUGAGUGAAUGUAACUAAUGUAUAUUCUGAAUGUGAAAAUAAUAAAAUAUGAUGACUU
This is a messenger RNA of Arachis duranensis, 6422 nucleotides long. RefSeq lists its product as uncharacterized. NCBI's taxonomy places the organism in Eukaryota, Viridiplantae, Streptophyta, Magnoliopsida, Fabales, Fabaceae. Gene Ontology annotation, molecular function: ATP hydrolysis activity; ADP binding. The coding region runs from base 367 to 6045 and encodes 1892 amino acids. The record is from RefSeq and is a predicted model, not a curated record. The transcript is spliced from 8 exons.